AUGAAUAAAGAUUUGAGCUCUUCCGGGAGAAGGAAGAAGUAUGAUAAAAUAAGUGAUGAGGAACGCUGCAUCAUCAUGGAUUUAAAGUCAUAAGGCGUAAGUUGCCAAGAGAUCGCCAGAAGAUUAGAUAAAAAUUUAAAGACCAUUCAAUCCGUCCAUGGUUACGAGAGAAAAUCAGAGUACAAGGGCCUUAAAGAGGCUGUCACAAGAUAUGGAAUUGACCAAUUACUUUAGAACACAUCUCUCCAGGUAUUAUUUUUUUUCUAAUAUUAGUCUAUGAAGGAAAAGAAAUUAAAAAAGUUAAUCAUAUCAACUGUUAAAGAGGUUAUGCCUCCUUAAAAUAACUCCAUGUUUGCCCACUUGAUCCCAACCCAAAAGAUAGACUCCAACAAAAGAAGGAUCAUCGACUAAAUUGUCAAUAAUAUCUUAGAUAUUAUUCAAAAUUAUUUAAAAACAGGAGAACUCAUCUAUGUAUCUGACACUAGGAGUGUCUCAAAAAAUGACUCACUUUGUUAUGAAUCCUAAGACCAUUCUUAUUCAACCAACAACAUCAUCCAAGGCAAUUCAGAUGCCUUCCUUAGUCACUACACUAGUGAUAAUUUUAAUCAAAAUGUAUUCACCUAUGAAUACAAUUAUGAUGUUGAACCUGAAAUGAAUGUUGAAUUUGAAAUCUCAUCUAUAGAAUUUUCAAACCAAGACAUGUUUGAAAAAUCUGUCGAAGAGCUUUCAGCCUCUUAUUUCAGCAAUUGAGAUGUCAAUUUUACUAGAAAUUGAUAUCAAUAUAUAUAUAUAUUAUCCAUUAUAAACAAACAUACAUAUCCUUUAUCCAGUAAC
Molecule: messenger RNA, 834 nt
Organism: Paramecium octaurelia
Lineage: Eukaryota; Ciliophora; Oligohymenophorea; Peniculida; Parameciidae
Source: the annotation of a GenBank genome assembly